Molecule: messenger RNA, 1457 nt
Organism: Apus apus (common swift)
Lineage: Eukaryota; Metazoa; Chordata; Aves; Apodiformes; Apodidae
Gene: FAM184B
Product: family with sequence similarity 184 member B
Exons: 8
Coding region: 38-892 (284 amino acids)
Source: RefSeq, a predicted model, not a curated record
CAAACCCUGUUGCUAGCUCUCGACUGUCAGCAGCAGAAUGGUGCUGGGAGGGUGUUCUGGUGUACAACAUUUAGGAUCUCUACGGUUGGAACUCUCUGAGCAACAGACGUCAUGCACUAAUCUCAAGAAACAAAUAGAAGAACUCCAAACAGAGCUGAGGAGUGUGAGGACACUGAAGAAGCAACAGGAAGGAAGUAGCCAGAGCCAGAUCAGAUCUCUUCAUGAUGACCUGGAAAAAUGUCAGAGUGAAAUUACCGAACUCAAGAAAGAGAAUUUACUUUUGAAGGAUACAAUGGAGCUACUCAGUGCUGAGCUGGAGUUGCAGAAGCAAGAAGCUGCCCAGCUCCAGGAUAGGGAGAAACAGUACAGAAGACUUAAAGAAUUAGAAGAAAAGUCAAGAAAGUGGGAGUCCAGAGCAGAAGAUGCACACCUUAUAAGCUGUCUGCAAGACAAAUUAAGUGAGAGAGAAGAGAUUAUCAAGAAGUUGGUGGAAGGAAGAAAAUGUCAGCAUUCACUUCUAGCCAACACUGAAUCUUACAGGAAUCGAUCAUUUUCUUUCAACCCUAAUACAGGAUGCUUGUCUUCUUCCAUGAAGCAGCAAAAGAGAACAGUUGAGGUGCCCAGUCGUGUUGUCAGUGUUCCGGAUUUAGCUUCCUAUGCAAAGAGCUUCUUGAGCUGUGACUUGAGAUCAAGAAGAAGUGCUCCUCAAAUAAAAAAGUCUACAAGCUUAGACCGGAGUCCUGGCAGCCUCAGGGUGGGCUCUCCAUCAACACAGUCUUCAGAGAGCAGUGCUGCCACAAGCACACAUAGCAAUGAACCACCACAAACCAAAGAUGACCAAAAGCAAGAACCACAGCCUCAAGAAUGGUUUACUAAAUAUUUUUCAUUUUAAAGAAAACGAUUACCAUACUUCUCAGAAUUACUAGAAAAGGUCUUCCUGCUUUCCUUUAGGAAAUGAUAAUCCAAUGUAUGAUUUAGAAAAAAAUAAGAAACAUGUAAUUUCCAUGUAAAUAAUUAGGAGCAACUGCACUCUCUUGCAUCUAAUUGCUAUGGAGUUAGAGGCAUGGAAUUCAUUAUUUUUUUUAACAACUUCUAAAAAUGAAGGAAAAGCAAAAUUCUGGAUACUCUUAUGUGAAGACUUUUCAAUCAAGAAAUCAUCCCACUCCACAAUUACAGUCAAUAUGCAGUUUGGUUUUGGUAUGUCCUGUCAAUCUGUCCUCAGCUGAAAAAAAGAUCAUACUUCAGUAAGUGAUUUCUGUAGGUUUAUACAUUUACUUAACCAGCUGUUUAAAAUUAUUUCUGCAUAUAGUAAUGCAACUUUUUAUAUUUUAAGAGGUUUUUGUUAAAAUUGUUUUCAGCUGUACAGCAUGCAGUAUACCUUCAACAACAGCAUGUUUAUAGCAGGUUGGUUUAGAAAUACUUCCCGGUUUGCUUAAUAAACUGUUUUGUAUAGUCAA